UAUUAAAACUUUCCGGCAGAGGAAUGAACUGCGUCUAGAACCCGUAGUGGUGGGGCGAGCCGAAUGUUUUGAUUCAUUUCGACCAAUCAGCUCGUUCGCGUGACGUCAUUCAUGAAGAAACGAAUCGCUAAAAUACAGACAAGUCUCGAACCUAAACAGAACGAAAACAGUGUAAUGUUUUGACUACGGGUUUUUAUCACAAUUAGCACAACAGUAGUAUUGGAUUGUUGUAGCGUUUGUUUUUGUUGUUGUUCUUAUUAUUGUUAUUGUUUAUUAUUUAUCAUUUUCGUUUAGCUUUUUUCUUUUUGAAAAAAUUUAUAUUAUUUUAUGGUGUAAUUUUUCACAUUAUUUUCCGAAAGUGCACAUUAAUUAUGGAUUCUUUAAGAGAACAAGUGAUGAUAAAUCAGUUCGUUUCCGCCGCUGGUUGUGCCCGAGAUCAAGCCAAACAGUUAUUGCAGUCUGCGCAUUGGCAGUUUGAGACGGCGCUCAGUAUAUUUUUCCAAGAAUCAACAUUGCCAGGUUACCAACAUGCAGCUGCUGCUAAUUUCGGAUUGAUGACGCCAUGUAAUACACCAGCAACUCCACCCAACUUUCCUGAUGCGAUGUUAGCAUUUUCAAAAAUGAGCACGAACGAUAAAGUCAGCACAUCGCCCUCUGGUUUAUUUUCAUCUUCACCGAAGCAGUGCUCGCAACAACAGCUGCUACUGCAACAACAGCAACAACAUCAACAACAACUACAUCAUCAUCAUCAGCUGCAAAAUGAUACUCAAACUGUACAGUUAGUCGAACCUGUACUUUUAGCUGACAGUCAGAAAAAUCAUUCAGACGAAGUUGUAUUUAAUAAUAGAUAAAUAUACCUAUACAUUAAGUUAUGACAAUUUAUCAUUUGUAUUUCUUUUUCUUUUAUUUUUAUUAUUAUUACUUUUUUUUCAUUUAUAUGUGUAUUUAGCUAAAAAGCGUAUAUAAUGUGUGAACUUUUACCAUUUUUUUUCUUAUAUAUUUCAGCUUUUUGUAUGUUUAAUUAUUAAUUCUUCACCAAAUAACUAUCCUAUUCAUAAUUUUUUUUUGUAGCAUUGUUAUUGUGUGUGUUUUUUUGUACUUCGUGUUUAUAAUUGUGAAACCUGGCACGAAAGAUGAGAGAUGAUGACUUUAUAUACUUUUUUCUGUUGCGAACAAGAUGUGUUUUUUUUUCUCCUGAGAUGAUUUAGUUUAUGUAUGUACAAUUUUGUUACGAUGAAAGUUGUUGCAAUUUAGAAUAUAUUAGUUACUUACUUACCUGAUUUAAAAUUAAGAUGAGAAAAAAAAUAAGGAAUAUUGUUCGGUAUCGGACUUGGCACAUCAUAUGACCUCACAAAUGUAUAUUGAUGAUCGUUGUUAUUAUGAAGAACGAGAACGACGGGAGUAAUAUUAGGCCUAUAGUGGUGUUGUUGUAUCCGUACCUAGAAAAUUGGAACGGAGAUUUGCAGAAUGUAAUGUUCCUUUGUUAAAAGUAAUUUAUCCAUUACGAUAACGAAUAUUUUUGUUUUUGUUGAAAAAAUUAUAUGUGUGUUUGUUUUUUAAGUUGUUGAUAUUAUGUAGGAAUAAUUUAUACGAUGUAAGCGUUGUUUGAAAGCUGUAGGAAGGAGUCGAGUGUAUAUAGUAUGUUUUUUGUCUCUUUUUUUAAAAAUGAAAUAUAAUGAUUUAAAGUAAAA
Planococcus citri (citrus mealybug) is the source of this 1691-nucleotide messenger RNA. Its product is annotated as UBA-like domain-containing protein 2-A. The coding region runs from base 372 to 851 and encodes 159 amino acids. The transcript has 4 exons. Lineage: Eukaryota; Metazoa; Arthropoda; Insecta; Hemiptera; Pseudococcidae. The record is from RefSeq and is a predicted model, not a curated record. Gene Ontology annotation, molecular function: protein binding.